UUGGAAUCAAUCACACCGUUCUCAUAUAAUUCUGCUAUUAUCUGCUGGUUCUUUUCAGCAAACCCUUCAUUCUCUUUUGAUUUAUUCAUGAUUUUGUUGAGUUUUAUAAAGUGGUUCGAGUCAGAACUUUCAGACUCUUUGCUAUGAUAGCCUCGAAGGAAAUUUAUUCAGGUCUUUGAUCUUCUUGGCCUGGCUUGCUCCGAGCUGGGCACUUUGGAUAAGUGUUCUUUGAGCGUAGUCUGAUAAAAAUACAUUUAUGUACAACUUGCUUGAACCCAUUAUUUCUCUAACUUAGCACGUCCAGAUAAAUCAUGAUCAAGUUCUAGAAUCUUUCAGUUUUCAUCAAUCAAGUCGAUGUAAUUGGCAGGCUUAUACUUCUUCUGUUCUUUAUAAGUAAUCAUUAAGUUCUCAAAAUCAGCAGCCUUGCGAAUCAUAUUAACAUCGAGUAUCAUCUUGUCACAAUCCUCAAACGAUCAAGAGUCGCAUCCCUUACUAAAAUUAUCAACUGAUAAACGGGUCAACUAAUGUUUUGAAAUAAUUUAUUUUUACAGACACUCUCUUUUAUCAUUCCAACCCUACAAUCUACUCUUGGUGUUUCUGAAUGGAGAAUUCAUUGGGAGCUAGAUUUGGGUUUCCUUUGCAAAUAAGAUUAAUGUCGGAUUUAAUGAAUUUUUGACUAAAAUAUUUGGCAAAAGUGUCUUUUUUUCAAAUAGUUUUCGUUCUGUUUGACCUAGACUGUCAUAUUAGGGAUUCUUGAAAGUCAAGUCUUUUAAAUUUGUAGAAACAUUACAAAUUUUAAAUAUCAGUCUAUUUUCAUAAGAUUCAGC
Moneuplotes crassus is the source of this 827-nucleotide messenger RNA. The record is from the annotation of a GenBank genome assembly. NCBI's taxonomy places the organism in Eukaryota, Ciliophora, Spirotrichea, Euplotida, Euplotidae.